UAAAUGUCCUUUCCCCAAAUAGUAAUUUUAAUACAACGAUAUGGGAGGGGGAGAGUUGAACUUGGAACAUUGGGUAAAUGCUUUUAGUCAACUUAUCUACAAACUUCUUAUUCCCUGAAUGGAUGAUGGAGCCAUUAACUCUUGGAAGAGUGAUAGGAGAGGUUGUGGACAUCUUCACCCCAACUGUGAACCUGAAUGUAGUUUACAACCCAAACAGACAAGUUGCUAAUGGACAUGAGCUCAUGCCUUCUGUCAUUGCUGCUAAACCUCGCGUCGAGAUCGGAGGUGAAGAUAUGAGGAUUGCUUAUACCUUAAUAAUGACAGACCCAGAUUUUCCAAGCCCCAGCGAACCAUACCUGAGAGAACAUCUCCACUGGAUGGUCACAGACAUUCCUGGCACCACUGAUGUCUCAUUUGGAAAAGAGAUUGUCGAGUAUGAAAUUCCACGGCCGGUCGUAGGCAUUCACAGGUACGUAUUCCUGCUAUUCAAGCAGAGAGGAAGACAAACAGUGAGAGCUCCAGCUUCCAGAGACAAUUUCAAUACCAGGAUAUUCUCGCAGGAGAAUGGUCUCGGGCUGCCUGUGGCUGCCGUCUACUUCAAUGCGCAACGGGCAACUGCAGCUAGAAGAAGAUGAUGAUAAAUAGGUACUGGAUUAACAUCAAUAAAAUUUAAAAUAUCAUAAAAAGAUUGAAGUUUUGUAUCUCCUGCUGUGCUGGUCUUCCCUAAAGCGUGGAGAGAGAGAGAUUAUGCAACUAUGCAUAUGAUCGUACGUACUAGGGUUUGUUAUUAUGUACGUACGUUGGCAACCGUUUAUUUUGUUGUACCAGGUAUUUGGGACAGUGGUAGGUCCCAUCGGUCGCUUCUUUUAUUUUCUGUUGAUUG
This is a messenger RNA of Pyrus x bretschneideri (Chinese white pear), 883 nucleotides long. Its product is annotated as CEN-like protein 1. The coding region runs from base 78 to 635 and encodes 185 amino acids. The record is from RefSeq and is a predicted model, not a curated record. Lineage: Eukaryota; Viridiplantae; Streptophyta; Magnoliopsida; Rosales; Rosaceae. The transcript is spliced from 5 exons. Gene Ontology annotation, biological process: vegetative to reproductive phase transition of meristem; flower development.